AGCAUGAGCGCGACUCGUCCUGCUCCGGCGGCAAAAAAACGACACAAAUUGAACGUUAUCAUCGACGAGGAGACGAACUGAAGUCGUGGACGAGGGGACUUUUGCGACGGACUGAAAAAUGGAACUUUGCUGCGGGAAAAGGAAAGCCCUGAGGAUUGUUGCAUCACACUGAGAUGGAGGGCUCUGGUAGUCCGCGUGUCAGAAAACUCCCUUUCCCUGUCGGUCUUUGGAUCAAUUCCCCCAGGAAGCAUUUUGCAAAGCUGGGGCGUCGUUGGCCCAGUGCUGUCUCUGUCAAGUCGACCACCAGCUCCGACGCGACCUCGCUUCACGAGGCCCCUUCCUCGUCCCUGUCUAACUCCACUCCCUCCCUGGCUUCCCUCAACCCGUCGCCGUCUCCUUCCCCGGCCUUCCUGAGGCCGCGACCGGCCGGGCCCCAGUCGCGCACCAAGCGCCUUUCCCAUCUCUUCCUGCGAGGGCGCUCCAACAGCGACCGGGAGCGGGCGCUGGGGGAGAAGGAGAGGGAGGUCUGGGCCUCGUCCUCCCACCACUAUGUGCCCCCGGUCUCCUCCUCCGCUCCGGGCCUGAUCAAGAUCUACGGGGAUGCGCUCUCCAGCGGAGCAAACUACCGCUCCCUGCUGGCCAACGUUCACUCGACAGCCCGGCAACUCAUCGCUCAGGUCAUCACCCGCUACACGGAGCGAGAGAGGGAUGAGACCGACGACGCAGUUCUUCAGAAGCACAUCCCCGAGGACUUCCUGUUGUGCGACGUCAUCGGAAAGCCCAUCCAGCAGCCAGAUGGGGCGAUCAAGUGGGAGACGGAGUGUCGGCGAAGCGUAGCCCUGUGGGAACGCCCCUUGUUGUUGGCGGACAUGUGGCGGCCCAAGGACGGACUGGAGCGGCGCUUUGAAAUCCAGAGGAAGGACGACUACGAGCGGGAGGAACGGGAGCGGGAGAAGGAGCGGGAGCGGGAGCGGGCGAGCGACAGCCAUCAAGGUGUGCGCUGGCGGCGCAGCAGGAUGUCGUCAGGGGGCGAGGCGGAGGAAGGCGAGCGUGGCCACCGGGGGAGGAACACGGAGCUGAGGCGGAGCAUCAGUGACAUGAACCUCAGCCUGAGGCGCCGCCAAGGCAACCACGUGACCGACGAGCCGCGCGGAAGUCGCAGCCGGCCCAGCAACAACGGCGCCGUGCAGGACCGGAAAAACAUUGUGAGCAUGAUCAACACGCAGCAAGAAGAGGUCCGAGGCUCCAAAGCGGAGGCGAAGGUGGUCUGGACCAAGCAGCCGCCGGAGGAGGAGCAGGACUACUCCGGCUGUGACCUGGAAACCAUGUCCCAGAGUCUGAUCCUGCCGCCGACCGACCGGCCCUACUUCCUGCUGCUGCAGGGCUACGACCAGAGCAAGGACUUUGUGUUGUACAUCAUGGCGGCGCACACACACGUGUUUGGGAGGAAGGCCACCGUGAAGGAGCGGGAGAGAGACAGAGAGAGAGAGAGGAAGAGCAAGAAGAUCCUGAAGGUGGACACUUUCCUGUCUGCACCCGACCUGCUGGUCAGACACCUGCUGGUGCGCAACCACUCUGCUGCUCCUGGGACACACACCACACCAGCCUUGAUACGACCUUUCAGAGGUGGCGACGUCACACACAAUGGGGGGGCUCUCUACCGGGAGGCCGUCCUCAAGCCCGGCGACGUCAUCGGCCUGGGCAGCCAUUUUCUCUUCUUGUACCGUGACCCCCGGGUGACCCCGGCGCCGCCACCGGCGCUGACGCUAUCCUGGCGCUCGGACGGCUCGCACCCCUGCUGCGCCUUGGGGCUGGCGGACAAGCAGGAGGCCCUCAGGCAGUACCUGGGCAGCCCGGAGUCCGUUCUGAAGUUCCAUCCUCAGCAUGCCGACACCUUGAUGCAGGAGAUACUGUCCAAAAACACCUCCCCCGACUCCGGAGGCGGGCCUUUGGCGCCGGCGUACCUUCUGUCAAUCAUGAUCGACCACGCCUCCAAGCACCUCGACCCCGCCCUCACGCCCCAGAUACUGCUCAAGGCGGCCAAUCAGAUUAAAGAGAUCGUCUGGGAAAACAUUAAGGAAUUCGGGGACAAGCAUCCCACGCAAAACUCCGCCGGGCAGGAAGGGGAGGUCGGCGCGGCCAACGUGCAGACGCUGUCGUCUGACCUCCGACCCCUGAUGUUCUGGAUGUCCAACGCCACUGAGCUCCUCAACUUCUUCCAGGUGAAGGUGGAGGCCAUGGAGAAGGAGUGGGAGUUUGAAGCCCCAGGCGAUCCGGUGUUGACAGCGGACAUGGACACGUGCUCCGAGGCGCUGGCUCAGCUGGAUGACGUCAUCAUGCACACCUUCCAGCAGUGUGUCUACCACCUAACAAAGACCCUCUACUCGCUCCUUCCCGCCCUGCUGGACACCAACCCGUUCUCCACCGAAGACAAGGGUGGCGCUGAAGGCGCGGACAGGGAGGACAAGACCCAGGAGGACGGGGACCACGUCUGCGCCCUGCCGCCCAAAGUCGCCGGUCUGCUGGAAGUCUACCGCUCGUCCCUGACCUUGUCCCGGGAAGCUAGUCUGUCCCCGCCGCUCACCUCCCAGACCUUCGGCUACCUCUUCUUCUUCACCAACACCUCCCUGCUCAACACCUUGCUGGAACGAGAUGGCCUGUUUUCCUGGUCCAGAGCUGUCCAGAUCCGCACAAACCUGGACUUGGUCCUGGAUUGGCUCCAGGGGGCGGGACUUGGGGACAUUGCCUCCGAGUUCAUGAAGAAGUUGUCGGUCAUCGUCAACUUUUUGUGUAUUCCUAAAACCCGACUGAUCCAGUCUUCGUGGGACCGCUUGCUGGAGGACCACGCCCUGCUCAGUCCUGCCCAGCUGCACCACCUGCUCACUCACUACAAGCUGGGGCCCAGCAGAGCCCCCCCGGCCUCCUGGGCCCCCCCGCCUGGCUCCGAGCUCAGCGGAGACAUAUUCGAGAGCUUCUUGGACCAUCCUCCUCUCAUCCUGCCCAAUGAGAACCCUCGUCUGAACCUCUCCCAGUCCAUCCCCAGUGCGGAGCUGCAAAAGGAAGUGACCCGUCUGCGCACCUACCUGUGGGGUCUGGACCAGGACGAGCUGCCGGCCAAUCAGAGGACUCGGCUUUGAGAGAUCAGGAUGAAUCAUUUUACAUUUUAAAAAAAACGGGUGUUUUUUCUGCGACAUUUUCAUAUCAGCUCAAUUACUAGUUUUGAAUUUUUAGUAAUAUGAAAGCAUUUGCUCUUUCAAAAUGUAUUAUUAUAUAUAUAAAUAUAAAUAUAUAUUAUUUGCACCA
Nerophis lumbriciformis (worm pipefish) is the source of this 3303-nucleotide messenger RNA. RefSeq names its product Ras interacting protein 1 (gene rasip1). The record is from RefSeq and is a predicted model, not a curated record. Gene Ontology annotation, cellular component: cell-cell junction. Gene Ontology annotation, molecular function: GTPase binding. NCBI's taxonomy places the organism in Eukaryota, Metazoa, Chordata, Actinopteri, Syngnathiformes, Syngnathidae. Gene Ontology annotation, biological process: regulation of GTPase activity; signal transduction; angiogenesis.